Molecule: messenger RNA, 399 nt
Organism: Centruroides sculpturatus (bark scorpion)
Lineage: Eukaryota; Metazoa; Arthropoda; Arachnida; Scorpiones; Buthidae
Exons: 4
Coding region: 1-399 (132 amino acids)
Source: RefSeq, a predicted model, not a curated record
AUGUUCUAUAAUCUGAUUAAAACUGUUGAUCGUGCGGGAGGUGUUAUUAUUAUUUGCAUAAUAAUAUCUAUUUUAAUGGAAGCCAUUAUUAUCUUAUACUCAAUUCUUUUUAUGGAAGGUCCCAAUUAUCUUGUAUUCAUCGGCUGUGUUAUUUUUCUAGCAUUGUUUUUGUCAUUAGUGUUCUUUAUUUCACUUUUCGUUCCUUUAUCAGUAGAAUUAUCGACGAUGUGGAAUUUGUUGAUGUCAGUUUAUUUCAAUGCCUUCGAUAUCAACUCAGAAUUAAAGAUGCUGAACAUGCUUCAAAUGCAGAAAAGUAUGAACGACGGAAUAAGUUGUAAUAAGUUCUUUAUUUUAAAUAAGAUAUUCAUUAUGAAGAAAAUUUUAUUAUGUAUUAUGUAA